AUGCUUUACUCAGUUCUGCUUAUUCUGCCAGCGUUGGUUGCUGCGGCCCCAGGUGUCAAGCUUGAGACAAUCAGAGAUAUCGAUUGGGAACUCGAGCUUCUCGGCACACGAACUCCCUUAGAAAGACGAGCAAGAUCAGAGAAAUCCAUUGAUGCCAUCUUCAAGUCUCUGGGCAAGCAGUACUUUGGUACAGCAGCCGAUCGUAACUUGUUGAACAACGCCCAAAAUUCGGAAAUUAUCAAAGCUGAUUUCGGGCAAAUCACGCCGGAAAACUCUGGCAAAUGGCAAACUAUUGAAGCAACGCAAAACAACUUCAACUUCAACGACCUUGACUUCCUGGUCAACUGGGCUCAGACAAAUGGAAAGCUUGUCCGUGGACAUACAACCGUUUGGCAUUCGCAACUCCCAAACUGGGUUGACCAAAUCAAUAACAAAGCCACCCUCACUUCAGUUAUCCAAAACCAUGUGACCAAGGAAAUCGGCAGAUAUGCUGGAAAGAUUCUUCAAUGGGACGUUGUUAACGAGAUGUUUGACGAAUCAGGAGGUCUCCGAAGCUCAGUCUUCUCCCGUCUGCUCGGUGAAGACUUUGUUCGUAUUGCUUUUGAAGCAGCCCGCAAGGCUGAUCCAGCAGCCAAGCUCUACAUCAACGACUACAACACCGUCGAGAAAGGCGCAUCCUACAAGAAAACCACCGGAAUGGCAACCUACGUCAAGAAAUGGAUCGCAGCCGGCAUCCCCAUCGACGGCAUCGGCGCGCAAGCCCACCUCGUCGCCGGCGAAGCCGGCAACGUCGCGCCAUCCCUCAGACUUCUCUGCGCCGCCGCCCCAGAGUGCGCCCUCACCGAAGUCGACAUCGUCCAGGCCUCUGCCAACGACUACGUCAACACCAUCAAAGCCUGCGUCGACAUCGCCAACUGCGUCGGCGUUACCGUCUGGGGCGUCCGCGACCCGGACUCCUGGAGAGCCGCCAGCAACCCGUUGUUGUUCAAUAGUGGAUAUUCUACUAAACCCGCGUAUGGCGCGCUUGUCCAGACGCUGGGUGCGAUGACUGCGACGUAUAAACCUACUACGACGACUGUUCAGUCGACUGCCAUUGUGCCGACGAGUACUUAUGUGGCUCCGACUACUGUGAUUCAGGUUCCUAGUUCGGCUACGAGUGUGGCUUCUACUUCUGUGCCGAUUAUUGCUUGCAAGAGUUAG
Molecule: messenger RNA, 1200 nt
Organism: Glarea lozoyensis ATCC 20868
Lineage: Eukaryota; Fungi; Ascomycota; Leotiomycetes; Helotiales; Helotiaceae
Product: (Trans)glycosidase
Exons: 4
Coding region: 1-1200 (399 amino acids)
Biological process (GO): carbohydrate metabolic process
Molecular function (GO): hydrolase activity, hydrolyzing O-glycosyl compounds
Source: RefSeq, a predicted model, not a curated record